This is a messenger RNA of Rosa rugosa (rugosa rose), 2086 nucleotides long. Its product is annotated as probable trehalase. Gene Ontology annotation, biological process: trehalose catabolic process. The record is from RefSeq and is a predicted model, not a curated record. Lineage: Eukaryota; Viridiplantae; Streptophyta; Magnoliopsida; Rosales; Rosaceae. Gene Ontology annotation, molecular function: alpha,alpha-trehalase activity. The transcript has 11 exons. The coding region runs from base 49 to 1809 and encodes 586 amino acids.
AAAACGACGUGGCCCUUGAUUUGUUACCAACCCCAUCCUACACCUUCAAUGGCGGACUCUCACAUCCAAUUCUCCUUAGUGUCGUUAUUUUUUUUCUCUAUGGUUUUCUCCACCACCAUGACUGUCACGAAUGCUUCAUGCGAUUCCGGCCCCGUCAGGCCCACCACCCCACUGGUCACGUUCCUCGAACAAGUAACACAAACGGCUCUAUCCACCUUCGGAAAACCCCACUUCGACCCCAAACUCUACGUCGAUUUGGCGCUCAAGUCCGACCUGUCAUUGACCCAAGACGCCUUUCACGAGCUUCCCGGGUCCGCAAACGGGUCAACGUCGGUCAAUGAUCUCAAUGAGUUUAUACACAACUACUUUGAGGGCGCAGGGGACGAUGUGGUGCUCGCCCAGCCGGAGGAUUAUGUCCCCGAGCCUGAAGGGUUCUUGCCCAAGGUGAAGAACCCGGAAGUGAGGGCCUGGGCUUUGGAGGUUCACUCGCUUUGGAAGAACUUGAGCCGGAAGGUGGCUGGUGGGGUCCACAAGAGGCCGGAGUUUCACACUCUGCUACCUCUGCCUGAGCAGUUCAUUAUUCCCGGUUCGAGGUUCAGAGAGGUUUAUUAUUGGGACUCUUAUUGGGUUAUUAGGGGAUUGCUAGCAAGCAAAAUGUAUGAUACAGCAAAAGCAAUUGUGAUUAAUCUCAUUUUCCUCAUAGAAGAGUAUGGUUACGUCCUUAAUGGUGCAAGGGCCUAUUACACUAACAGGAGCCAACCACCCCUUCUGAGUGCAAUGGUUUCCGAAAUCUACAAGAGGACAGGAGAUUUGGAGUUCGCUAGAAAAGCUCUGCCUGCACUGAUCAGAGAACACGAAUUCUGGAAUUCAGGUAUUCAUAAGGUAGUUAUUCAGGAUGACCAAGCUUGUAAUCACACUUUAAGUCGAUAUUAUGCAAUGUGGAACCAACCCAGGCCUGAAUCUUCAACCACUGACAAGGAACUUGCUUCCAAGAUCGAGAAUGUUUCUGAGAAACAGCAUUUUUACCGCGAAGUGGCUUCAACUGCUGAGACUGGAUGGGAUUUCAGUACAAGAUGGAUGAGGAACCAUUCAGAUUUCACAACAUUGUCCACCACAUCCAUUUUACCAGUUGAUUUAAAUGCCUUCAUACUGGGAAUGGAACGUGACAUCGCCUUCCUAGCAAAAGUUACAGGAGACAGCAGCAAUUCUGAUCACUUCCUGAAGGCUUCGGAAGCAAGACACAAGGCCAUUAAAUCUGUUUUCUGGAAUGCAAAGAAGGGGCAAUGGCUUGAUUACUGGCUCAAUGAUAGCUCAUGCAAUUCAGAACCUCAGACAUGGGAAGCUCGUAACCAAAAUAAGAAUGUAUUUGCUUCAAACUUCAUCCCUUUGUGGAUUGAGUCAUUUUACUCAGAUACUUCUAUGGUCCAGAAAGUUACUACAAGUCUUCAAAGUUCAGGCCUUCUUCGCGCUGCUGGAAUUGCAACAUCACUGACAAAUUCAGGACAACAAUGGGACUUUCCAAAUGGUUGGGCUCCAAUCCAACACAUGAUAGCUGAAGGUCUGGCAAGGUCUGGAUCAAAAGAAUCAAAGUUAGUGGGAGAAGAAAUUGCUGUAAGGUGGAUCAGAACCAAUUAUAAAGCCUACAAGAAAACAGGUGUGAUGCAUGAAAAAUAUGAUGUGGAAAAGUGUGGAGAAUUUGGAGGUGGUGGUGAAUAUGUACCCCAGACUGGUUUUGGGUGGUCAAAUGGACUUGUAUUGGCAUUCUUGGAGGAGUUUGGAUGGCCUCAAGAUAGAAAGAUAGAUUGCUGAGAGUAUGUAGAAUAACAGGCUAUAGAGCUCAAGUGAUAGGACUUUCGGAUUAGAUCUGAGUCUUGUGUAAUAGAAGUAGUCUAAUAAUAGGAAUUUGAUGGUCAGAUUUGUAUUUGAGUCUUCUGUAACGAUGGUAAAGUAUAUUUAUCCCAGAUUUGGGGCGUGAAAGACCCCGAAACACACUGAAAAUGAAUUAGUGAACAAUUUCAAAAGAAAUUUUUUAUAUACCAUAAAGCAGUCUUGAAGAAGAAGCAUUUAGCUGUGUUUCUCUUCUGUA